GGUAAAAAAAGCAUCAUUUUAUUCGAGUAAGCAGGCAGAACCCAUUCACCUCAGCAUAUAUCUUCAUAUAAAUUCAGACCUCAACCUAACCCUCUGUUACUUGUCUCUACUCACUACUCAUUUUUUUCUUCUAAGAAAAACCCUCUCCCCUUUCAACAUGUCCGGUUAUCCAAAUCAGCCACCCAAUUACGGUUACGGCUACAACGCACCACCGUCAACCCAAUCCUACGGCGCGCCGCCUCCAUCUCAGUCCUACGGCGCACCUCCUCCAUCUCAAUCCUACGGGGCACCACCUCCAUCUCAGUCCUACGGCGCACCACCUCCAUCUCAAUCCUACGGCGCACCACCUCCAUCUCAGUACGGCGCUCCUCCACCCGGUCAGUCGUACUCCGCCACCCCCUACGGACAGCCGUCGGCUCCCUACGCCGCUCCUCAUCAGAAACCCCCAAAAGAAGAAUCACACUCCAGCGGCGGCGGUGCAUACCCACCGCCGGCACACGGGAGCCCGUUUGCGUCACUGCUGCCAUCAACAUUUCCUCCUGGCACCGAUCCCAGCAUCGUCGCGUGCUUCCAGGUGGCUGAUCAGGAUGGAAGCGGUUUGAUCGAUGACAAGGAAUUACAGAGGGCUUUGUCUUCUUACAAUCAGAGCUUCAGCUUGAGAACUGUGCAUCUCCUCAUGUACCACUUCACCAACACCAGUGUCAAAAAGAUAGGACCCAAGGAGUUCACUUCUCUGUUUUACAGUCUUCAGAGCUGGAGGGGAAUAUUUGAGAGAUUUGAUAAGGACAGGAGUGGCAAAAUCGAUUCAAAUGAGCUGCGAGAUGCACUGUUAAGUUUGGGUUAUGCUGUUUCUCCUACGGUAUUGGACUUGCUUGUCUCCAAGUUUGACAAAACUGGCGGCAAAAACAAGGCUGUUGAAUAUGACAAUUUCAUUGAGUGCUGUCUCACUGUGAAGGGACUAACUGACAAAUUCAAGGAGAAGGAUACUGGGUAUACUGGCUCUGCAACAUUUUCAUAUGAGGCGUUUAUGCUGACUGUCCUGCCAUUCCUGGUGGCAUAGGAUAGUGCUGGUGUAUGUCAGUAGACUAUGUAAAUUUACUCUCCUGCUAUUCCUGUUGGCAAUUGAGUUUACUUUGGACAGCCCUGCCGUUUAAUUUUAUUAUGCUUUUCAUUAGUCUUUUUCUAUAAACAAAUCCUAAAAUACUUUGUUUUCAGCUUGUCGAUAACUUCCUUCUAGUACUCUAUGUGAAUGAAGUCAUGAAAUUAAGUUUGGUA
This is a messenger RNA of Vicia villosa (hairy vetch), 1275 nucleotides long. RefSeq names its product calcium-binding protein CBP-like. NCBI's taxonomy places the organism in Eukaryota, Viridiplantae, Streptophyta, Magnoliopsida, Fabales, Fabaceae. The record is from RefSeq and is a predicted model, not a curated record. Gene Ontology annotation, molecular function: calcium ion binding. The transcript is spliced from 5 exons. The coding region runs from base 158 to 1060 and encodes 300 amino acids.